Dioscorea cayenensis subsp. rotundata (Guinea yam) is the source of this 2770-nucleotide messenger RNA. RefSeq lists its product as uncharacterized. The record is from RefSeq and is a predicted model, not a curated record. Lineage: Eukaryota; Viridiplantae; Streptophyta; Magnoliopsida; Dioscoreales; Dioscoreaceae.
UUUUUAAAUCGAAGAGAAGGGGGGGAGCAAUCCCCCGCCCCGCUCAAACCCUCACCAAGCUUCGAUCUUGAUGGCCUUCCAUGUCGCUUGCCCGAUCACUUGCCGGAGGAUAUGCAAGUGUGAGCUCGGGAACGCGGGGUUGGGAGUGGGGGAUGGGUUUUUGGAGGAGGUGGUUAGGGUUGAGGAGUUUUUGAAGGAUCCGUGGGUGGUGAGGGCGGGGAGAGGGGGAGGGGAUGGGAGAGAUGUGGGGAUUGUGCAGGUGUUGGUUCCGAAGGUGGUGGCGGCGCCGCCUUUGCCAGUGCCGGUGGCGGCGGAGGAUGGAGGGGAGGAUGGGGCGGUGGGGGCGACGUCGGUGCUGGCUCGGAGGGCGGCGAUGCAGCGGCAGGCGGUCGCUGCGUCUAUGGCGGCGGAGGAUUAUGUCAGGCGAUUGGAGGCUGGUGGCGCUGCGGAUGCACCUGGAGAAGUAGCUAAUAAUGUUGGCGGAGAAGAUCAAAGUGCUUUGACUCCAAAAAUUAUGUGUCGCAUUUGCUUUUCUGGUGAAGAUGCAGGCAGUGAGAAAGCUGCGAAGAUGCUUACCUGCAAAACAUGCGACAAGAAGUACCAUAGGAGCUGCUUGAAGAUCUGGGCUGAGUACAGAGACCUGUUUCAUUGGAGUUCUUGGGUUUGUCCAUCCUGUCGCACUUGUGAGGUUUGCCGAAGAGGCGGUGACCCCACUAAGUUGAUGUAUUGCAAAAGAUGUGAUGGUGCUUACCAUUGUUACUGCCAGCAGCCUCCACACAAGAAUGUUAGUCAUGGACCGUAUUUAUGUCCCAAACACACAAGGUGCCACAGUUGUGGUUCAACUGUCUCUGGAAAUGGACUUAGCACAAGAUGGUUCUUAGGUUACACCUGCUGUGAUGCUUGUGGAAGAUUGUUUGUGAAAGGAAAUUACUGUCCUGUUUGUUUAAAGGUUUACAGGGAUUCUGAGUCAACACCCAUGGUUUGUUGUGACGUUUGUCAACAAUGGGUGCAUUGCUUAUGUGAUGGCAUCAGUGAUGAAAAGUACCAGCAGUUCCAGGCAGAUGGUAACUUACAGUACAAAUGUGCUGCAUGCCGAGGAGAUUGUUACCAGGUCAAGGAUAUUGAUGAUGCUGUUCGAGAACUUUGGAGGAGGAGAGAUAAAGCUGAUAAAGAUCUGAUUGCAAACUUGAGGGCUGCUGCUGGAUUGCCUUCUCAAGAGGAAAUAUUUUCACUCUCUCCUUUUUCAGAUGAUGAAGAAACCAGUCCUGCAGUACUGAAACAUGAUCAUGGGAGAUCCUUAAAAUUUUCAGUCAAAGGUCUGGGUGCUAAGAAUUCCAAAGAAUAUGGGAAGACUAACUUCAAAAAUUCAUUGUCGAAUAAGAAGCAUCCUAAAAAAGGUUUUCAGUUACAAACAGUCGGUAAACUGGAAGGAUCUUAUCAAAAUAUUGAUACUCGGCGUGGGAUAAGUUCACUUGAAAGUAGCUUCAGAGAUCAGACUAUUGAUGAUACAAUUUCAUAUGGAACCAAAACAGAGAUAUAUUCAUCACCUUUGGCAAUAGCGUCUGACAAUAACAAAAUAAAGUCCUAUGACGAUCACAUUGGUAGUGACAAAAAUAGCUCUUCCAAAGAAGCUGCGAUAAAUGCAGUUGAUAAAGUCCCCAAGGUUCAUAUCAAAGGUGGAAAACAUAGGAACACAACCUGCUCUCCAGUAUCCGAAAAUGUAAACUGUCAGAAAGAGCAAGAUUCGCUUGUCUCCAAUGGCGCUAGACUUGAUAAUGAUUCCCCUGUAAGAUCUUCAAAAUAUGAAGACAGAGGGAGCAGUGUAAAACUUGCGAAGUUCUCAGAUGCUCACAGGAAAGGAAGAGUCCACAAGGGUGAAGUGUACGAACCUAAAACUGCAUCCAGAAGUCCACUUACGACUAAAGCUAGAAUUGCUGAUGUAAGCCAUGCAGUAGAGACUGUAGAUGAAGAAGCUACAUUAAGGAAUGAUCAGCAAGGCAAGCAUGCUGUUGAGGAACCUGUUAAAUCACUUAGUGGAACACGUGAUGUGGCAGAAUUAUCAAAUGCUUCAAAUUCCUCCAAUGACCCUAAGCCAUUACUAAAGCUGAAAUUCAAGAACCCAUAUUUUGAACAGCGAAGCUCUUGGGUCUCUCAAGGAGUUGAAGAAAAGAGUUCUGUUAAGGGGCAGAGAUCCAAAAGAAAGAGACCAUCUGCAGAGAAAAUAAGUACUCUGGAGGAUGACACGUCUGUUCAUCAACAUCUGGAGAAUUCAAUUGAUGAAGUUGUGGACGCAAAGAUAUUGCAAAAACUCGGUAAAGGUGCAAUUGGCAAGAGGGUUGAAAUUCAUCAAUCCACAGACAAUUCUUGGCAUAAGGGCAUAGUUUCUAAUGUCAUCGAAGGCACUUCAUCCAUAUCAGUUGACUUGGAUGACGGACGAACAAAGACUUUGGAGCUUGGUAAACAUGGAGUCCGCUUCAUUUCUCAGAAACAAAAAAGGGCGAGAACAUAGCAUCAGAUCAUCAUACUGCAAUCUGUGAGUGUAUUCAAUACAUCCUUCAUAUCCUCAGAGGUGGCUUGCUGAGCUUCGGAACCAGCAACUGACUUGCCAUUAAUUGCGUCCGAGUUCAUCCAGUGUGUGUCUACAGAUCAAUCAAAUACCAUGAGGAAGGUUUCUGAUUCCAAAAUGCAGAGAAGAACAUCGGUGUCAAAGGACUGUAAAUUUUGAUGCAAAUCUUUUUAGAGGCCUAGAUGCAUUGUACAGCAGCAAAAA